AUAAGCCCAAAAUGAAUCAGCCCAGUCCAAUCAAAGCAAACCGUUCCGGGCCUGGGCCCAAAAAACUGUAUAAUCAGGCCGGCCCGAUAUCUGAUUCCAAACCAAAAGCGAGUACGCGAGCAUUUCAGUCAUAGCUCAGUGAGGCUCUCGAAAUCGGAGCACCAAAAUCUGGAAAUGAAAGGAGAGCAAACCCAACCGGAGUUUCACCACUCAAAUAGCGGCGGCUCCGGCAGCCGGCGAACUCGUUCUCAGGUAGCACCGGACUGGACCGAAACGGAUUUACUCAUCCUGGUGAACGAGGUCACCGCCGUCGAAGCCGAUUGCCGGAAAGAGUUCUCGUCCUUCCAGAAAUGGAAGAUCGUCGCGCAAAACUGCACCGCUCUGGGCGUGCCUCGGUCUCUGGACCAGUACCGCCGCAAGUGGGAGGCGCUGCUCCACGACUACAAGAUCAUCGACCACUGGAAUUCACAGUCGAGAGCUUCUGCUUCGUACUGGGCUCUGGAGAGUGAUAGGAGGAAGCAGUUUGGGCUUCCGCGGAGUUUCGAUCACGAGCUUUUCAAAGCCAUUGGCGGCUAUGAGAAGGUGCGGGAGAAUCAGUCGGAUACGGAGGAAGGUGAGGCUGAGGCUGACGUGGCUGAUGAAUAUGAAGAAGCUGUGGAACCAGAGUCCAAGAGGAGAAGGCGACCGUCAACGCAGCAGAAAUGGAGUCCAAUUCAAAAUCCAGCAAGGAGGUCUAUGGUUAAAAAGCCUGUACAGAAACCUCAUCAGACUCGUGCAGAAGAAAGGCAUGUACAAAAACCUCGCCAUUCUCAUGCCGCAGAAAAGCCUGUACAAAAGGCUUGUCAAACGCAUGUGGAGGAUAAGUCUGUACAAAAGACUCGUCCAAUGCGUGUAGAAGAAAAGACCAUUGUAAAGCCAGUUCAAACCCAUGUGGCGGAAAAGCCUGGCGAGACCCAUGCAGAAGAAAAGCCUCGCCAGACCCAUGAGGAAGGAGAACCUGUUGAAAAGGCUCGCCAAACUCAUGCACAAGAGAAGCCUGUAGAAAAGCCUCCCCAAACUCAUGCAAAAGAAAAGCCUCACCAAACCCAUGAGGAAGAGUCUUACCAAAUUAAUGCGGAAGGAAAGCCUGUAAAAAAUCCUCCCAAAAUCCAGGCAGAAGAAAAUGUAGUAGGUAAGUCUUGCCAAAGUCAUGUGGAAGGGAAGCCUGUAGAAAAGCCUCACCAAACCCAUGCAGAAGAAAAGCAUGUGGAAAGCUGCCUAGAAGCAAUUCCUAUGGAGAACUUGGCAGAAGAAAAGCCUCACCAAACCCAUUCACAAGAAAAGCCGGUGGGAAGCUGCUUAGAUGCUAUUCCUACGAAGAUGGCAGAAGAAGUGCCUCAGAAAAGCUGUGUGAAGAAAAAACAUAAGGCCUCAGAAGAACAGCCUGGGGGAAGCUGCUUAGAAGUCAUUCCUAUGAAGAGCAUGGCAGAAAAAAAGACUCUGAAAAGCAGUCUGAAGAGGAAGCAACAAAGUACUCAAAUGGAAGAGAAGAUAACGGGCAUUGAAGAACAGAAGCAAAUCAUGGCUAUGAAGUUGCAGUGGAGUGCAGAACUCAUCCGUGCUAUUGUCACCGAGAAUGCAGACCAUGAGGCUGCUGAUGAGAAGAGCAUGAAGGACCUCCAAGCUGAUUUAGUUAGGCGUCAAGGGGACCAGGUUAUCGCAUGCCUGGCAGAUAUUGUGAAGACUCUUAACCAGGUUCAUCGUCUUGUCCAGGAACGUAAAUAGUCUUUCUUGAUCUCUUAUAUUUUUUUUAUUUUUUUUUUUGGGCUAACUGAAUGUGAAUAUUUUAAUGGUUUUGACGCCCUAAAUUGGUCGUGUAAAAUGCUAAUUUAUCAUUGGUUGUAGCUUUUGCUUUGUGGUGUGAGUGUGACUGUCAUCCUAGUAAAGGAAGGCGUAUGAGAUUGUUUACAAAAAUGUGUGAUUUUCUUAGUGCUC
Molecule: messenger RNA, 1974 nt
Organism: Rosa chinensis
Lineage: Eukaryota; Viridiplantae; Streptophyta; Magnoliopsida; Rosales; Rosaceae
Product: transcriptional regulator ATRX homolog
Exons: 2
Coding region: 175-1764 (529 amino acids)
Source: RefSeq, a predicted model, not a curated record